AUGACUACAGCAGGAUCAAAUGGAGCUCUCGCUGGCAAGAAACCGGCACCAACAGCAUCGGCCGAAGGCGCAGCAGCCAGUGGAUUACGUAAUCGACGCCCAGUGGCCGCAGCGCGAGCGGGCCAGAACACGGGACGGGGCAUGGGCGGCAGCACGGCCGGGAUCUUGCGCUUCUACACGGACGACUCGCCGGGUCUGAAGAUCGGUCCGACGACAGUGUUAGUGAGCUGUCUCAUGUUCGUGGGGUUUGUCGUGCUGCUGCACGUGUGGGGCAAGUUCCGUGGCUAG
This is a messenger RNA of Peronospora matthiolae, 288 nucleotides long. Lineage: Eukaryota; Oomycota; Peronosporomycetes; Peronosporales; Peronosporaceae. The record is from the annotation of a GenBank genome assembly.